Pedinophyceae sp. YPF-701 is the source of this 1413-nucleotide messenger RNA. The record is from the annotation of a GenBank genome assembly. Lineage: Eukaryota; Viridiplantae; Chlorophyta; Pedinophyceae.
AUGGAGUGCCGGGACCUGGACCUGGUGGUUGUGGGCGGAGGCCCUGGCGGUUACGUCGCGGCAAUCAAGGCUGCGCAGCUGGGACUGUCCGUCACUUGCAUCGAGGGCCGCGGCACGCUCGGCGGGACGUGCCUGAAUGUCGGGUGCAUUCCCAGCAAGGCUCUGCUCCACUCGUCGCACAUGUACCACGAGGCUACGCACGCCUUCAAGGCCCAUGGUGUGGAAGUCAGCGGUGUCAAGGUCAACUUGGAGAAGAUGAUGCAGCAGAAGGCGAACGCGGUGUCGAGCCUGUGCAAGGGCAUCGAGGGACUGUUCAAGAAGAACAAGGUCGAGUACGUCAAGGGCUGGGGCAAGCUCGUGGGCACGGGUCACGUGAGCGUGUCGAUGAGCGACGGCUCCACCCAGGACAUCAAGGCCAAGAACAUCAUGCUGGCCACCGGGUCGGCGCCGUCGUCGAUCCCCGGCGUGACCAUCGACGAAGAGCGCAUCGUGUCGUCGACCGGCGCUCUGGACCUGAAGGAGAUUCCGAAGAAGCUUAUCGUGAUCGGCGGGGGCGUGAUCGGCCUGGAGAUGGGGUCCGUGUGGUCCCGACUGGGCUCUGACGUCACGGUCGUGGAGUUCACCCCGGACAUCGUGCCCUCUCUCGACGCCGAGGUCCGUCGGCACUUCAGGCGCUCCCUUGAGAAGCAGGGCAUGAAGUUCAAGCUCAAGACGGCCGUCAAGAAGGCCACCGUGCAGGGCAACACCGUCAAGGUCGAGGUCGACGCGACCGACGGUGGCAAGCCGGAGACGCUGGAGGCCGACAUCGUGCUCGUCUCCACGGGCCGCAAGCCCUUCACGGAGGGGCUGGGUCUUGAGGAGGCUGGCGUGGCGGUCGACAAGCAAGGCCGCGUUGAGGUCGACGAGCACUUCAGGACGAACGUGCCCGGCGUGUUCGCCAUCGGCGACAUCAUCAAGGGGCCCAUGCUGGCCCACAAGGCUGAGGAGGACGGCGUCGCCUGUGUGGAGAUGAUCGCCGGCCAGGACGGGCACGUGGACUACAACAAGGUCCCUGGCAUCAUCUACACGGCCCCGGAGGUCGCCGACAUCGGUAUGACUGAGGCGCAGGCCAAGGAGAAGGGCCUCAAGUACAAGGUCGGGAAGUUCAGCUUCAUGGCCAACUCGCGGGCGCGGGCCGUCGACCUCGCGGAGGGCAUGGUCAAGAUGGUCGCGGAGGCCGACACCAACAAGAUCCUCGGGGUCACCAUCAUGAGCGCCAACGCAGGCGAGCUGAUCCACGAGUGCGUCGUGGCCAUGCAGCACGGCGCCACCGCGGAGGACAUUGCCCGUUCCUGCCAUGGCCACCCCACCCUCUCCGAGGCAGUCAAGGAGGCGGCGAUGGCCGCUGUCUUCGGCACCCCUAUCCACAGCUGA